Messenger RNA from Chaetomium fimeti, 777 nucleotides. RefSeq lists its product as uncharacterized. The transcript has 3 exons. Gene Ontology annotation, cellular component: mitochondrion. The record is from RefSeq and is a predicted model, not a curated record. Lineage: Eukaryota; Fungi; Ascomycota; Sordariomycetes; Sordariales; Chaetomiaceae. The coding region runs from base 1 to 777 and encodes 258 amino acids.
AUGCUGCGACCGGCAUUCGGGGCGUUCGACGCUCUCCUCGGAGGGAACGCGGCGCGAGGGAACAUUACGAGGCACCUUGCUGGAAAGAGCAUGGCGAUGAGCAGGGCAUCGGCGAAAGCCAUAGCUACUCCAUGGCAUCAGAGGGCGCUGAUGUCGCAGCUCCGGAUGACGAGGACCACGGCCGCUCGGUCGAAGUUUGCGCAGGCUAGGAUACCCGUCUUCAAGCCGAAGCGUCCCUUCCAUACCACGCGGCCUCGGCGAGCUGGCGCGGCACCGAAGUCUAGUGAUGCGGCGCCCGAAGCUUCGCUAUCGCUCAGUGCCAGGCUCAAAAAGUUGUCGAGAGAGUAUGGCUGGGCUGCGGCUGGGAUAUACCUCGCUCUCUCCGUGUUGGAUUUCCCGUUUUGUUUUUUGCUCGUCCGGACGGUGGGCACCGAGAGGAUUGCCUAUCUCGAGGACAUCGUGGUGCGCAAUGCCCAAAAAGUCAUCCCUGAACGGCUCCAGGCGUGGUGGCGCGAAUACCGCCACGCUGCCAAGGAGGCGACGAGGGAACGGACUGGCGAGGUGGGCGAGCUCGAUAUUAUCGGCCACGGCGUCGCAGAGGCCGAGCAGCGGACCAAGCAAGAGGGAGCAAGUCUUGCCACCCAGCUUGCCCUCGCAUACGCUAUCCACAAGAGCUUCAUCUUCAUCCGUGUCCCUCUAACGGCUGCCAUCACCCCCAAGGUGGUUAAGAUACUCAGAUCAUGGGGCUGGCAAAUCGGCAAGAAGGUCAAGCGGUGA